Molecule: messenger RNA, 5217 nt
Organism: Dictyostelium purpureum
Lineage: Eukaryota; Evosea; Eumycetozoa; Dictyosteliales; Dictyosteliaceae
Exons: 3
Coding region: 1-5217 (1738 amino acids)
Biological process (GO): chemotaxis
Source: RefSeq, a predicted model, not a curated record
AUGAAUAAAAUUUUUAUUUUAAAAAUUUUUUUUAUAAUUUUUAUAAAUAAUAUUAUUUUUAUAAAUUGUAAUAUUAUUGGAUCAAAUUAUACAUUAAAAAAUGUUAGAGUUUUAGAUACAGAUGUAGAAAUUAUUAGUGGUUCAAUUUAUUUUGAUGAACCAUUAUAUUUAUUAGAAAGUUAUACAUGCGCAGAUUUAAAUACUAAUUGGUGCCAAGACCAUCUAGUUGAUAUUGGUUAUGAUCCAGAUUGUCCACCAUGUGAUUAUACAGUUUCUGGAUGUAGUAAAGGUUACGAUGAUAGACCAUCAAAAUGCAAAGCAUGUAAUGAAAAAGGUAUACCAGGUAAUAAAGAUAGAACCCCAUGUCAACAAAUUUGGGAAGAUUUAGAGUUGGGCGUUAGUAAACGUGGCUUUAUUCCAUCGGUCAACAAUGCACACAUUAUGUAUAGAAUCUAUUUACCAUUAUCAUGUAUAGGUUAUAAAGUUUCAUUCAGAACUAUUCAAGGUAAAGCAAAUUAUCUAGCAGAUUUUAAUCCAAUUAAUCCAGUAGUUGGUGCUACUUCAAGAGCUAUACAAUCAGAAGAAAUUGAUGCAUCAUUUACAUUUUGUCCAAACACAUUAUCAUUUAAUUAUACAGGUACUUAUGAAACAGAAUAUCCAUAUGGAACUCUUCAAAUUGGUGUUAUAAAUCGUGGUGUUACCGAUGUAGUUUUAGAUAUCAUAAUAGAGACUAUUGAUAUUCCAGUUCCAGAAAAUAAACCAUGUACUCAAGUGGAUCCAGAUAUAGAAUGUUUGGAAGAUGGUCAGAUUUUUUACGAACCAAAUUUUGUUGAUGAGAAAUCUUUUAUAAAAUAUAGUUUUGAAAUUAAUGAAUGUAAAAAUAUAACUUUUUCAACUGUAACUUUAUUUAACGAUGUAGAUAUUUAUGCUACUGACGAAGAUCCAUCAAAUUUUUCAGAAAAUAAUUAUAAAUGGGGUUCUUCUUAUUCAUUGGAUGAUACAAUUAUUAUACAAAUUUGUCCAGAUAUAGGUGAAAACUCAAAAAUUAUAUAUUUUGGUGUUCAUAUAUAUUAUUCAACAGAUUUCUUUUUUACAAUUUCAACUAAAGGUCAAUAUAAAUUAACAGAUAUUUCAACUCUUCCAACAGUGGGUGGUACUUGGGCAUUAACUGGUUCAUCUUAUUUAUCAUUCACAGAAAAUUCAAAAGAAAAGAGAUUAUUUUGUGAUAAUUAUGAUUCAAGAUGUAUAGAAUUCUUCCCAUCAGCACCAAGAGUUAGUAAUAAUCCAUUAUAUCCAGUACCAAAUACAUUUGGAAAUGGCGGUCAAGGUUUAUCUCAAUUCGAUGGGAUUGAUCUUAAUGAAACUGUAAAUGCUGCACAACCAAAUGUUUAUCAAUUUGGUAUAAUCUCUUCAGUCACAGUCAAUGGUAUUAUUUAUAAUUAUUUCGAUCCAAAUAAUUUAGAGACAACAAAAAUCAAUUUCCUCAAUCGUUUAGUUUAUUCAAAUGGAAAACAUAUUGAAGGAUCCGUUUCAAUUGGCAAUAGAGUAGAACCAAAGUGUAGUUAUCAAAAGUUUUUAAAAAUUAUAGAUGAACAAAAUAUAGUUUUAGAUAAAAUAGAUAAAACUUCAGCAACUUUAAUCAAUGGUUUACGUUAUUAUUUCGAUAUUUUAUCAUUUGAAGAUGAUUACAACUCUUGUAAAGUAAUGGCAGAGUCUUUGUUGGUUUUCAAUUAUUCGACAACAAUUCAAAAUACAACUGUUUGUACUGGUACAAGUGAUAAGAAUCAAUAUUUAAAUGACCCAUGUUGUUCAUUGUAUGCCUCUUUUGGUUCAUGCUGUAGAACUAGACCACAAGAAAUAACGACUAAAGUUUAUCUUGGUAAUAAUGAUAGUGUUCAUGAUCAAUGUUCAUUCCCAGAUUGUGCAAACUCUGUAUUGGAAACAUUUGUUAACUCUGUAAUUGGUUCUCAAUAUGAUCAAUGUAAAGUUUCAAAUUCAGAAGAAAAUUAUUUUACAAAUAAUUUAUAUCAAGUUUUUCGUUCAUGUAAAUCUCAAUUAUCACCAAAAAAAUGUAAUAUCGAUAGUGACUGUGGCGGCAACAAUUUUAAAUGUAAUCAAAGAAAUGGUGUUUGUCUUAUUCCAUAUGAACAAGUUGAACGUAAUUAUAUUGGUUGUAUUUUAGAUAAUAUUGCAGAUCCAUUAAGAGCAGAGGUUAUUAGAGUUUUAAAUUUUUCAAAUAUUUCAGAUAAUCAACAACUUAUUGAUAAACUAUAUGAAGCUUAUCUUUUCAACGAUUGUGUAACAGAUUAUGGCGUUCAAUCAUGGAGUAGACUUAGCUAUACUUAUUUGCCAAAUAGCGACGUUGUUGGAAAUUGCUAUCCUCUCGCAAAAGGUUUGGAUACAGCUGGUGGACUCGAUACAUAUGACAAUUGUUACCAAGGCCUUAAUACUUUUUUUUGGAUAGCAGAAGUAUAUUCAAAUGAAUCAUGUCAAGAACUUGCAAGAUGUGAUUGGAUGGGUGAUGAAGGUCACUACAACAGUGAAUCCUUUAAAGAUUGUCUCGUUAAUCCACCAGAGUAUUUUUGUGGUGAUUGUACCGAUCCAGUUAGAACAUGUUUUGUAAAUAAAACUAUAAAUUCACAAAGCACUUGCGAAAGUAAAUAUGUAUGUUAUGAUAGGGAUUAUACAGACGAAUUACUAUACUCGUCAGGUUAUGAAACAGUUGACGAUCCAAGUUUAUGCGCAGAAAAAGCAGGUUCUUGUUCAGUAGGUUGUGGUCUAGAAUGUGAUACAGACUUUGGUGGAUGUGUUAUUAAAACUGACUAUCUCUUUUGUAUAGAUGGUGAUUUAUCAUAUAACCCAAAUGAUGGUCAAUAUUAUUGUGCCUAUUACAUAUCAGAAUCACAAUGUCAAAGCAUUGGAGGUGAAUAUAAAAAGUGUCAAUUCAGCGAUGAACAGUGCACAAUUUGUAAUGAUCCAAUAAAUGGUUGCGAUACAUUUGGUAUAAGAUGUAGAAUGAAGGAUAUACCUUGCAAAACUAAACAAGAGUGCGAAGCUGCUGGUUCCUGUUCGGAUAAAUACUUUUUCAGUACUCAAAUUUCAAACUAUCCAACAUAUAAACCCAAAUGUUUAUUCCCUCGUACUACCAUCCCACUUUUUACACAAAGUUUACCAACAUGUGAAUACGGUACACAACAAGAUACACCAUAUGGUUGCUUUAAUUUAACAUUAAUGGACAAAGACGAAUGUGAGGCAGCAAAUGGUAUAUGGUGGGAAACUUUCUCUCAAACCGAACAAGAAUGUACAAACUCACCCAAAGCAUGUUAUGGACUCGAUACUUCAGUUGGUUAUCUCUUACCUUUAACCUAUCGUUAUAAUUCAAAAUCACAAGCCGAUUGUUCAUGUGCAGGCGAAGAAUGGAAAAAUCCUUUCAGUUGGACCCAGGGUGUAUGGAGUGAGGGUGUUGCUGUUCCAUUAAAAUGGAUUAAAAAUGAUAACCCAAUCACUCAAAUUGCAAAAACCAAGAUUUCAUUAAAUUUCUCAUAUUUAUUUAGUAUUUUUAAGGAUGCAGUAUUUAGUAGAAAAACUCUUCUUUAUAAAUCUGAAGUAUUAUGUCGUAGUAGUAACUCUAAAAACUCAUUAGAAGCUCUUUCAUGCAGUUGUACUGAAGGUGGUGGUACUGAUACUUGUUUCGAAAAAUUAGAACCACCUGUAUUACAAGUUAUCAAACCUUGCUAUGAUGGAUUAAAUACAACAAUAUUCAAUAAUGGUACAAUAACAUUCAAAGCAGGUUCAAUUUUAGAAAAUAAUUGUGUCUCUAUUAGUAUUGGCCAAAUCUUUAAAGAAUCUUUCCUCUCUAAAAAAGUAUUAGGUCUCUCAUCAACAUUUGUCACCUUUGAUAGACCAGAAGAUUAUUCAAUUUUUAAUCAAAAGAAAGCAACAAUUGGUAAACUAUUGGCCGAUGGCAUCAAUUUACAAUUCUAUGAUGUUGGUGCCGAAUACUUUGAAUUAUGUAUGUCCCUAGACAAUUCAAGAAAUUCAAAAGUUUUCCCACAUUUAGAUUUUUCACUUUUAAUUAAUGAAAAAGAAGGUGAAAUGAAACCAUUACAAUGUAAUAUUACAACAGAUUCUUAUGGUAGAUAUUGUUGUGACAUUAGUGAUAUUAAAGUUGGUAAAAAUUCUUAUUUCUUAAUAGAAAGAAUUGGUAAUUGGGAAAAUGAAAAUUAUAAACCAUUCAAAAGUGGUUCAUCAGCAAUGCUUUAUAUUUUAGCAGUAUUUUUCUGUUUAAUGUCAAUCUAUGGUAUUUUAAAUCUUUCAUUAUUUAUACUUCAAAAAUUACUUUCAACAGAACCAUUUAAAUUAGUACAUUUAUUAUUUUUAGUUUUAACUGCAUUUUGUGUUAUUCGUUCAAUAUAUUUUUUCAUUUUACCAAGUGGUUAUAUUAAAGAAAGUACAACUGUUGGAAAUUAUAUUUUAGUAGUAUUACCAACAUUCCUUUAUUUUACAGCAUUUACAGUUGUUAUUGUUAUUUGGUAUAUGUUAAGUAGCGCUCAAUCAUUUAAUACCAAUAUUUAUAAGAGAAUCUAUUCAAUGAUUUUCGUGAUCAAUGUAAUUUUAUAUAUAUUUUUCAUUAUUAUUGUAGUAGUAUUCAAUUUUACACAAGAAGAUGACCCACCAACAUGUGGAGGUAGAUUAUCAAUUACUUUAGAUCAAACUAGACCACAAAAUAUUGUAUCAAUUCUAUAUGCUGUCCUUCAAGCAGUACUUUCAUUGAUUAUUGGUUUUGCUUUCAUCUACUAUGGUCAUGCUGUUUAUAAAAAACUUAGAGGUUUAACAAGUAAUGUAUCACCAGCUGCUGAAAAACAAAAGAAGAGAACUAUUCAAAUGGCCAUUAUUUGUAGUGCUGGUUUUGUUUUACAUUGUAUAUUUAUUAUUAUACUUGUAAGUGUUAAUCCAAGUAAUAUUGUUUUUUCAUUUAUUUGUCUUAUCAUCACAGAAAUCAUUCCAGUAAUUACACUUUUUGUUACCAACAAUCAAGUACCAAUUUAUAGAUAUUCAAAAAAAGGUAUUAAAGGUGUAGUUAAGUUGACUUCUUCAGGCAAAGCUUCUCAUUUAUCUGAAAGUACCGCUGUACAAAAUCCAAGAAAAUCAAAUUCUAAAAGAUCAAUGUCUGAAAAAAAUACAGAUUCAACACAAAGUUCAAUUACUCCAGAAUAA